This is a messenger RNA of Triplophysa dalaica, 1173 nucleotides long. RefSeq names its product adaptor related protein complex 1 subunit sigma 3b (gene ap1s3b). The record is from RefSeq and is a predicted model, not a curated record. Gene Ontology annotation, molecular function: clathrin-cargo adaptor activity. Bases 151 to 615 code for a protein of 154 amino acids. NCBI's taxonomy places the organism in Eukaryota, Metazoa, Chordata, Actinopteri, Cypriniformes, Nemacheilidae. The transcript is spliced from 5 exons. Gene Ontology annotation, biological process: intracellular protein transport; vesicle-mediated transport. Gene Ontology annotation, cellular component: AP-1 adaptor complex; intracellular membrane-bounded organelle; membrane coat.
GGCACAGGGAGCGCGAGGGAUCAGCGCGUGCGCAUCCUAUGUGCGCAUCUUACUUCCACAGCAGUUGGUGACUCCGGCUGGCCUUACCGACUAGCCGGGAAGUUGGAUUUUGUGGAUUUCAAGCCUCUGUUUACACGUCUCCGUUUCAAAAUGAUGCAUUUCCUGUUGCUGUUCAGCCGCCAGGGCAAGUUACGGCUGCAGAAAUGGUUCCUGCCCCUCCCGGAGAGAGAGAGGAAGAAGAUAAUAAGGGACAUGUCCACUAUGGUGUUGGCACGGAAACCUCGCACGUGUAACUUCCUGCAUUGGAGGGACCUAAAGAUUGUCUACAAGAGAUAUGCCAGUUUGUAUUUCUGCUGUGGUUUGGAGACCCAGGACAAUGAACUUCUGGCUUUAGAGAUUCUGCACCGCUACGUGGAGCUACUUGACAAAUACUUUGGCAAUGUGUGUGAGCUUGACAUCAUUUUUAACUUUGAGAAGGCGUAUUUCAUUCUCGAUGAGUUUCUGAUGGGUGGAGAGAUCCAGGAGACGUCCAAACAGUCUGUUGUGAAGUCUAUAGAGGCAUCAGAUAUGCUGCAGGAGACAAUGGAAGAAUACAUGAACAAACCUGCCUUCUGAUGACAGCAGAUGUGAUGCAAGGUGACAAGAGAACAUUCUGCCUACACACUGUAGGUUGUGUCCUUCAGCCAGGACACAAUUUUAUCAACGUCUGAUGUUACUGUUCAAAUUUACACAUGAGGGCUGCAAACAUAUUUAUAAAAAUAUUUUCAGAGCGGAAGCAUCUUUCUCAGUUUGGAUCAAUUUUAAUAAAAAUGAAUCAGGGUUUGAGCUGAAUGUUUGAAUAAGUAAAAAAUAGAAUAAUACGUUUUUCAGCUUGUAGUAGUAAUUUAAUGUAUUAUAAUUGCAAUGCAGAAUUUCAGUAGUUUAACUGUGCCUGCGCUGACACAACCAUAGAUCUUAACGGACAAAUUUAUACUUUUAUACCAAGUUCAAUAUAUAUAAUGAUCAUAUAUUUGGAGAAACUUUAAAGCUUGGUUUAUCUGAAGUGCCUUUUCAUGUUAUUUAACAUGUUGCAUGUCUCAGGAGAUGAAGAAAACUGAGUAUUAAGGAAACUUAACGCUUCUUUUUAAGCUCACUUUGUUAAUGUUGUCUUAUUAAAAAUGUCUUUUGAUAUGA